Molecule: messenger RNA, 1990 nt
Organism: Miniopterus natalensis
Lineage: Eukaryota; Metazoa; Chordata; Mammalia; Chiroptera; Miniopteridae
Gene: ABHD8
Product: abhydrolase domain containing 8
Biological process (GO): phosphatidic acid biosynthetic process; lipid homeostasis
Cellular component (GO): mitochondrion
Molecular function (GO): carboxylic ester hydrolase activity; lysophosphatidic acid acyltransferase activity
Source: RefSeq, a predicted model, not a curated record
GUGCCCGUCCGUCGGCACUCGGCUCCGCCCCCCGGGGAGAGACUUAAAGGGCCGGUUUGCUCAGCAGCGGUGGGAUGCCCCUUUCCUGACCACCCGGGUUCCGCGUAGAUGUGCCCGGCUCGACCCGCGCCACCAUGUAAACUGCUCCUGCAGGCAGGCGCUGGCUUCUCCGCCCGGGACCCCUCGCCCUGCCCCGGGCUCGGAGCCUUCGAUGAGGACACACCAUGCUGACGGGGGUGACUGAGGGGAUCUUCUGCUGCUUGCUGGGUGCACCACCCAACGCAGUGGGGCCACUGGAGAGCGUUGAGUCCAGCGAUGGCUACACCUUCGUGGAGGUCAAGCCUGGCCGCGUGCUGCGGGUGAAGCACGCUGGGCCCGCUCCGGCCCCCACUCCACCUCCACCGCUGCCCGAGGCAGCCCAGGGGGGCCGGGCUGGCCUGGUCCGCUGCCAGCGCCGAAUCACCGUGUACCGUAACGGGCGGUUACUGGUGGAGAACCUGGGGCGGGCACCUCGAGCUGACCUCCUGCAUGGGCAGAACGGCUCCGGGGAGCCGCCGGCCUCUCUAGAGGUGGAGCUGGCGGACCCGGCGGGCAGCGAUGGCCGUUCGGGCCCGGUGGGCACCGGGGGUGCUAGUGGUGGGCGACGGCGGCGAGCCCGGCGCCCCAAGCGGACCAUCCACAUUGACUGUGAGAAGCGUAUCACCAGCUGCAAGGGCGCCCAGGCCGAUGUGGUGCUCUUUUUCAUCCACGGCGUUGGCGGCUCCCUGGCCAUCUGGAAGGAGCAGCUGGACUUCUUUGUGCGCUUGGGCUAUGAGGUGGUGGCUCCGGACCUGGCUGGCCACGGGGCCAGCUCGGCGCCCCAGGUGGCUGCCGCCUACACCUUCUACGCGCUGGCGGAGGACAUGCGCGCCAUCUUCAAGCGCUAUGCCAAGAAGCGAAACGUGCUCAUUGGGCAUUCCUACGGUGUCUCUUUCUGUACGUUCCUGGCGCAUGAGUACCCAGACCUGGUGCACAAGGUGAUCAUGAUCAACGGCGGGGGCCCCACGGCACUGGAGCCCAGCUUCUGUUCCAUCUUCAACAUGCCCACAUGUGUCCUGCACUGCUUGUCGCCAUGUCUGGCUUGGAGCUUCCUCAAGGCUGGCUUUGCCCGCCAAGGGGCCAAAGAGAAGCAGCUACUGAAGGAGGGCAAUGCAUUCAAUGUGUCGUCCUUCGUGCUACGGGCCAUGAUGAGUGGCCAGUACUGGCCCGAGGGCGACGAGGUCUACCAUGCUGAGCUUACUGUGCCUGUCCUGCUCGUCCAUGGCAUGCAUGACAAGUUUGUGCCGGUGGAAGAAGACCAGCGCAUGGCUGAGAUCCUGCUCCUGGCCUUCCUGAAGCUCAUCGAUGAAGGCAGCCACAUGGUGAUGUUGGAGUGUCCAGAGACAGUCAACACGUUGCUCCACGAAUUUCUGCUCUGGGAGCCCGAGCCCAUGCCCAACGCCCUGACUACUCCCCCAGAGAAGAAGUAGCUACUGGGCCAGCAGGGCAUUGAGGAAGAGCAGGAGUCUGUGCUGGGUCUACAGCCGAGACCACUUGGGCAGGCCUUUCGCUCUGGGGGGCGGGGUCAGGCCAGGGAGACGCCCCCAGGCUGGCUGGGCUGGGCGUGGCAUUCGAGGGAGCCUGGUGGACACCACACUCUGCUUGUCCCAUGGGGCCCAUCCAGCCCAUGGCAGGGACCCCCGCAGAGGAUGACCUUGUACAGAACCCCCUCCCCACUAAAGCCAUGGCCAUGGCUGAGGAGGCAUCCACCCCACUCUCUGUCUUACAUGUCAGCCAUGCUUAAUCCAGGGACCCUAGGGGUAGGGGGCCACUCCAUUACCAGAGGCCCCUCCACCCCCAUUCCCUGGCGCUGGUAGCUUUUGUUGUCCAAGGGGGCAGGGAUGGGGAGGCUGGCGCCACAGAACCUGCACAUCUCAACUUGUAACUCAAUAAAAAAGAAGUGACAAUCCAA